Molecule: messenger RNA, 3766 nt
Organism: Pomacea canaliculata
Lineage: Eukaryota; Metazoa; Mollusca; Gastropoda; Architaenioglossa; Ampullariidae
Product: protocadherin Fat 3-like
Exons: 19
Coding region: 133-3312 (1059 amino acids)
Biological process (GO): homophilic cell-cell adhesion
Cellular component (GO): membrane; catenin complex
Molecular function (GO): cadherin binding; calcium ion binding
Source: RefSeq, a predicted model, not a curated record
UCGGCCCCAACUGCACGGUCCUGCGCAACAUCAGCUUUCAUGAGACAGACGCCAGCGGCACCUGCAGCAACGACACGGUUGUUUGCUCGCCCGUGUAUUCAGGAGUCAGUUUGACAUCUACUUACUCAUCAGAUGGACUUUUUGCUGCUAACUCAUCGGAUACACAACUCAUCACUAUGGACUCGUAUUUGUGUUGUCGGCACUUUGGUGUACAAGGCCAGCCCGUACAAUCUUACUUUGGAAGUGUUCGAGAAGGGGCUGACUUCUGUAAGACUGUCGAUAGACAUUGUUGACGAGAAUCAGGCGCCGUCCUUCCUAAGUAAGGAAUAUGUCUUCAUGGUGGCUGAGGACACGCCGGCCAUGACAGUGCUGGCGACGGUGGAGGUCAUAGAGGGACCGGAAGUUGACAGUCAGACGGCAGACACAGACACCAUCCUGGUGUGGGAUCAGGACACAUUCACCGACGCCUUUCGCUUUAAGCAGCUGGUUGUAACCGACUUCAUGGUGCGGAUGCCAGGCUCCAGUCUGUUUGACAAACGAAACAUCAGUUGGUCGCCGGUACAACUGUCAGUCCUCAACAGAACCUUCUACCUCAGUACUACUCCAACCCCUGAUGUCCAGUACAGACUUACACUAAAGGCUGAAGACAGGUCAGGCUUGUUUGACACUGCCAACAUCACAUUCUACAUUAACGACACCAACCAAGCUCCCACUUGCCACAACUACUCGGUCACCAUGGACCUGGUGACACCGGUGGGGACAGAAGUAGUCACGGUCAGCUGUGCCGACAACGACACCACCCCCGAGUUUUCUGAACUCGUCUACCGUGGAAACAUCGGGGGUAACAACGACUACUUCUCCAUGAAUAGCACCGGAACAAUAAGCCUGGCGAGAGCUCUGCCAGUGGGAGUGGUCAACACGACCUACUCUGUCCACGCGCAGGACGGCGGAGGGUUGAGCGGGACUGCUGUGGUGAACAUUCGUAUCAACAGCAACUACCCACCGAGAUGUAACAUCAGCCAGGCCAUAGCUACGUUCCGAGAAACGGACCCAGCAGGUACCUGCAGCCAACAAGUCACGUGCCAAGAUUCCGCCAAUAGGAGCCUGCCUCUCAACGUCAGUGUCGCUGGUGGUCUUGGCCAGAGACCGAUGGUGGUCAACACAACACAGCUGGCGACUGAUGGUCUUGCUCUCAGUCUCUGUAUUAUGCAAGAUGGUUCGAAUGCUGUGGAAAAUUUUUCCGUUCAGGUGGAUGUGUCCAGUUUGCUGGGAGUCGUGUCCGUGAAGUGGAAUGUCAGCAUCAGGGAUGUCAACCAGGCCCCCUACUUCCGGCGCUCCGCCUACCGGUUGGCUGUCAUGGAAAACGUGGCGGUGGGCGAGUCGCUGGCAGUCGUGCGGGUGGCUACCAACAUCAGUGACACAGGAAGUGACGCAGAUAUCGUCGCCUAUGACCCUGAUCUGCUUACAGACGAUUUCAAGAUCCAAAAUAUAAGUUUGGAUUUGAAAGUAGAAUAUCUGAACGGCACGCACCUGGAGAACCUCAGCCCGGCACCACUUCGACUCGUCAACUCUUCCUUACGAGUGGUGGCACCUCUAAGGGCUGACUUCGUCUAUCAGCUCACAUUUACAGCUCAAGAUGGUGAAGGGUUGACUGGAAAUGUCACAUUGACUAUCACAAUCAACGACACUAACCAACCCCCAGAAUGUCACCCGGAUAGUGUUUUGACUGUUGACCUGAAGACGUCUGUGUCAACAAAAGUUUACACCAUUCAGUGCUCCGAUCCCGAUGUCGACCCCAAGUUUCAUUCUCUGACUUUUGGUCUUCACACAGAACUAAACUACACUUUCUUCAACGUCACUGCUGCCACUGGUGACGUCAUGUUGGUGAAGCCGGUCCCUCGCACUGCGCGAGACUUGCACGUGAAGGUGUUUGCAUCAGAUGGAGGAGGUCUUACAGCCAACACCACUCUCAACUUUACUGUAUCAGGUAACUACUCGCCAGUGUGCAGCCCCGUCUACGUGCCUCCAGACACCGAGUGGACACACGGGAGGUGCUUCAGGGUGGAGCCCCACUGCUCAGAUCCCUCCACACCUGAUGGAGACCUCUCUUUCCUCAAGUAUAAUUUUUCUGGAAACUUCCUCAACGCCUUUACCGUCAACAAGUCAUUGGAGAACGGAACGUACGCAGAGUUCUGCUACACGAUGUACACUAACGGUAGCUUCCAGAUGGAUCUGAGAGUGGACAAUGGACUGGGGACAUACUUGUGGAACUAUGUGGUGACAGUGAUGUACCUCAGGGCUGCCCCCAGGUUUACUGAGACUGUUUACACUGGCUUUGUGAAUGAGUCAGCUGCUGUUGGCCUCAUCGUGCUGAUGGUGCGGGCCACCGUCAACGGGACUAAAGGUGGUGUGGUCUACACCUUACUGGAUGAUGGUGGAGACUUUGGACUGUUUUUUAAAGUAGACAACCAGACAGGUGACAUCCGGGUACUGGCUGACCUUGUGACUAGAGUGGCGACAACACUCAGUGGCCAUAUAACGGCGGAAGAUCAGACGACAGGGUUGAACACAACAGCAGUGAUACAUGUGAAGGUAGAAGAUGUCAACCAGCCCCCAGUCUGCAACUCCAGCAGAGUUUCCAGUGUAGUUCCAUGGAAUGUCGCCCCGCAGCAGGUCAUCGCUCGGGUGGCAUGCUGGGACCCUGACCCCACGCCUUCUUUUUCCAACAUCACUUAUCUUAUUGUUGGAGAUGGAGUGUGGGACAUCAACAGCACCAGCGGGGAUGUCUUUGUCAAAGCUCGCAGUCUUCUCCUUCCAGAAAAGUCGACAUUUGCCUUCAAUGUAACCGUCACGGACGGCGCCUACAACAUCACUGUUCUGCUCAACAUCGUCGUCAACAGAACAGCGCCCAGUCCUAAUGUCACAGUGACCAGAGUUGACCCCACCAGUGCAUCUGUUGCUUGGACCUUUGACCCGGUGUACGAAGGCGUCAUCCAGAUGUUGAUAGUGGAGACUGCGCAUGUGAACGGCACUCACGUGCAACGAGCUGCACGACCCCCCUCUGCUAGGGAUUAUGUUGUAGAACAGUUGACCCCGCUACAGACAUAUAUAAUUGUGGUGGUUGUCGUAGGCAUGGAUACAAACAGCUCAUCGAAUUCUCGGCAGUUCACUACACAGCAAGCGAUUAUCGCAGACAGCAAGCUCACCUUCACUGAGGGUUUGAUCAUCGAGAACGACAACGUGACACUCACGUGCACAGCGCGGACCCCCGGGUCAACAGCACCGUCUUCCGGUGGUCACGUGAGGGGGUAGAACUGCAGAACUCGUCUUCUAACCACCUCAGGGUAACCACCUCCAGCAGGGCCCAUUUCAGUUUACGAGUCAGUUGGUCAUUACUGGUAUCCGGCAAACCGAGAAAGGAUCGUUUUCCUGUGAGGUGUCUAACUCUUUUGCCAAAGAGACUCUGAACAUUUCUCUCGGGGUGGUAUCCGCCAUAUCAGCCACUCUGUCCGCCAGCACACAGCUGGUUGAUCUCGGCAGUGACGUCAACUUCACGUGCUCUAGAAGCGCCGACUACACGGAUGACUGGACGGCUCAGCUGUCAUGUAGCAAUUCCACCAAUGCUACUAAGUCGGUGCCCAGGACAGAGACUAAGGUGACCUUCCUCAGCAUCAAUGUGUCAAAACCUUUUCAUGCACAUGCAGGGCUACGGACAGCCAUGGCUUCGAUACGAGUAACGAGGAGACAAUCUUUGUCAAAUCUCAAG